Diuraphis noxia (Russian wheat aphid) is the source of this 2123-nucleotide messenger RNA. Its product is annotated as putative protein phosphatase 2C 6. Gene Ontology annotation, biological process: protein dephosphorylation. Gene Ontology annotation, molecular function: cation binding; protein serine/threonine phosphatase activity. The record is from RefSeq and is a predicted model, not a curated record. Lineage: Eukaryota; Metazoa; Arthropoda; Insecta; Hemiptera; Aphididae.
UUUUAGCGACAACAACAAGUCUGGUGCUACCUAUUACCAUUGAUUACAGAAUCUAUUCUAUAAUCAAUGCUAUUACCUAAAAUAUUGUUAUUGUAAAAAAUUCAAUAGUACUAUCAUUGUACUAAUAUAAUCAAAUCAAAUGUAAACAACACCAAUAACACGGCGGAACCCGUCGGACAACGCUGCAACAACAACAACAUCAGUCAACAGUCAGUGCCCAGUGUGGAUGAUCGCCAAUCGUUCCCGGUUACCCGUAUCUCUACCGCCGGCGCAUUCUACUUGUUUUAGUCGUCAGCGUCGCUUGGUACGCCGCGCAGUCGCCUUCCGCCACAGUCGUCCCGGCGGCCGAUUCCAGGCCGUCAAUCAAUAAUCCGCUCAGUACGACACGUACGCCGCUCGCAAAAAGUCGGUACGCACGAGAUUGUUCAGCCGAACACACAUUCUCACCCACACUCGCAUCGUUUUGCGUGCGGUUACGGCUGUCGUCGUCUUCGCCAUGGGUUCGUAUCUGAACAAACCGAAAACCGACAAGGAUUCYGAGGACUUGGAGAACGACCUGCUCAUGUGUGGCGCCAGUUCAAUGCAGGGCUGGCGCGAGAAACAAGAGGACGCCCACGUCUGUUUGAUGGACUUUGGUGAUGAUAUGUCACUUUUUGGUGUUUUUGACGGACAUGGCGGUGCCGAAGUGGCGCAGUAUGCUGUUGAGAUGUUGCCUUCGCUGAUCAAAAACGAACUGUUUGAACAAGGUGCAUAUGAAAAAGCACUGAUCAAGGCUUUCAUGGAUUUUGACAGCAGUCUAAUUGAACCGCCAGUAUUGAGGAAGCUGAGGACACUUCGAUUGAAAAACGGCAAAACUGAAGAAAAUGAUAAUGGCGAUGUAGAUGAAAAAAAACUUGUUGAAACGGAAUUGGCUGGAAAAGACAGUGGUUGUACAGCAAUUGUAGCAUUAUUAGUAAAAAAUAAGCUUUAUGUGGCUAAUGCUGGGGAUUCUAGAUGUGUGGUGUCUAUUGGUGGCAAAGCCCAUGCCAUGUCAAAAGAUCAUAAGCCUAAAGAUAAAUCCGAGUUGAAGAGAAUCCUUGCAGCUGGUGGGAGAGUAUCAAGUGAUGGACGAAUCAACCAUGGUCUUAAUAUGUCUCGAGCUUUAGGUGAUCAUAUGUACAAGACAAAUAGUUUAUUUCCAAAUACCCAGCAAAUGAUUACUGCUCUGCCUGAUGUGCAAGCCAUUGACUUGAAACCAGAAAAUGGGGAUUUUAUAGUUUUAGCGUGUGAUGGUAUUUGGAACUCAUUGUGCAAUCAGAAAGCAGUUGAUUUCAUAUCAAAUCGUAUUCACUGUCCCGACAUCAAAUUAUCAUUAAUUUGUGAAGAAUUAUUUGAAGUAUGUUUGGCUCCUGAUACACCAAAUGCUGGAGUUGGCUGUGAUAACAUGACUUGUAUCAUUGUUAAGUUCAAACAUCACCAGAAACGUUCACUUACUGAUGAUGUAAAAGAAGAAUCUGAUCUCGUUACUGAUUGUAAAAAACCUAAAUUGGAUGUGUCAGAACCUGAAUCUGUGGAUUAAUGUUGCAUUUUACCUUCAACUUAUAUGGUGUCUCACACAUGUGACAAAUUAUUUUGUUUUUUUUCAUGAUUUAAACUAUCCCAAUACAUAUUUCUUGUUUAUUAGAAAUAGUUUUAUUUUAUUUUAAGUAAUUAAUGUUUUAAUUGCUUAUUUUUAAUUUAUGUACCAUAUUAAAUUAUAUUUAGAAGAUGCUAUGCCCAUAUGACCUGUUGUUUCUGUUACUUUAAAUAUUAAACAUUUACCACAAAAUAUGGUAUGUUGUUGUAUAUAUGUUGGAUGGAGUCAACUCACGACUAAGAAGAUGCUUCUCAUCAAUUAGCUAUUUCUUGUUUUUUUUUUUCAUAAUAAUUAUGUAUUUAUAUAAUAUUAUGUAUACAUCAUGAUUUUUAAGCAUACUCAUCCUAUUUUUAUGUUUAAUUAUAUUUAAAUACACUUAUUUUUAAAUCUUCAAGAUGUUUUAUAUCACUUAAGGAUGAUCCUGUGAAAAUGCAAACUUUUGUUUUUCAAAUAGGAACCACUUUUUAAUUAUUAUGCAAAUUUUUUGUGUUGAGAAUUUUUAUGUAUU